Molecule: messenger RNA, 2370 nt
Organism: Candida albicans SC5314
Lineage: Eukaryota; Fungi; Ascomycota; Pichiomycetes; Serinales; Debaryomycetaceae
Exons: 1
Coding region: 1-2370 (789 amino acids)
Source: RefSeq, a predicted model, not a curated record
AUGCUUAAUCUAUUUGGUAAAAAAACACACCAGGAAACUCUUCCAACCAAAUACCCAGCCAAAUCAAAACCAAAAACCCCCAAGGAUUCACCAAGGAUUCAUCAUUCUCCUAAACUUAUCCUGACACCAGAUUCUACCAAGGGAAUAGCAUAUAAUUCAGCCAGAAUAUCACGACCUAACGGUGUGGGUGGUAUUAGUACUUCAGGAAGUUCAUCACCCACAACUGAGUUUGUUACACCACAAGCAUCAAAAUCCUCUGUAGACCAAAAUAAAAAAAGACAACCAUCACCGACCAACCAUAGACAUGAUACAAAUAUACCAGCAAAAGUCACACCACAUGGCUCUUUCAAUCAAAAUAAUGGGAAGUCGAACCCUACUAUACAAAACAAAAAGAAAAAGAAGGCUGGAGAAAGAGUUGUUACAAGGACUCGUCCGAUCAGAAAGAAUUAUCGUGAUCGGAGAAAUAGUGUAUCAUCUAGAGAGUCAUUAAUAUCAAGGGAACGGAGGAACAAACAAAAUAGACACAAAGCAAAACCACAAUCAAAAGGUCAUGGAAACAUAGUUGGAAAAACGGCUUCAAAUGCCCCUAUUCCUAAUAACCCACCAUAUCCAAUACACGAUAUCAUCGAUACUAGCUUUGAAUCACAUUGUGAAGAUGAAGAAGAGGAAGGUGAUAAAAUGCCUUCUGGGUUUGAAGAAGUAAAUAGGCGAUCAGUUUCACCUCAAAACAAGCAACAGAUUAUUGGUCUUGAUGCUACACGUAACCAAGUACAACAAUCGACUUAUACCGCAUUAGAUGGCAGUAACAACACUACUUCUAGAGAUUCCACAUACAUCACAAAACAUAAUAAUAAUAAUAGAAAUUCGACUAUUCAGCAAGUGGGGAGAGUGAAUUACAAUCCCAACCGGUCAUCGUUAGAAUCACAGAGAGUUGAAGCUGUAGCGUGUAUAUUGGAAAGAACGGGGAGUCUGGCCAGGGAUAGCAGACGUGCAAGAAGAGCUAGAGAAUUGAGACGACUGGCUAGUAUUCGUGAAAUUGAUGACCUACAACCACCAUCAUCGUCAUCAAUCAAUGAGUCUAGAAACCUGUCAAAUAUUAAUACUCAUCGUGCCAAUAGAAGAAAUAGUAUUUCUUUCACUAACGUCAAUUCCCCGCAAAUUCAUUCUAAUGCAAGUCAAAGCAACUACAAUAUUCCUACUUCGGACUUUAAUGUACCCGAACUGAUAAUGCCAAGUCAAGUUGAAAGACUGUCACUGUCACGUCAACAAGCAGACAUAUCCAUACAGGAGGAAGCAUCCACGGAAACUCCUAUACCACAACAGCAAUCACAAUCACAAUCAGAACGCCAAUCAGAACGCCAAUCACAAUCCAGAUUACAACAAACAAGAAAUGCUAUAAUAGAUAGAUUAAACAGUAGAAUAGAUGCCUCAAUGUUCCCAAUUGAUUUAAUAGAUCCUCCACCUUUGGAUGAGUAUUCCACUGAAGGGGCCAAUCAUCAUUAUAACAACAACAGCAAUGAUAUGAGUAAUGAGCUGUGGGGUCAUUCUCCACCAUAUCGAGAAAAUUUACAUAAAAGAGUUGAUUUGAUAUCAUUUGAUCCUCGAUAUUCAAUACCAGUUUUACGAAUAAAUAAACGAUUAGUUAAUAAUUCAACUAAUUUACAUAAAGUGAUUCGAAAAUUGAUUAAAUUACAAAUUGUUCCUGAAGACGUUAAUUUAUGGGACAUUAAUAAAGUUGAUGAUGGGGAAUUUUAUAAUGUUUUACCAAGGUUAUUAAUGAAUGAAAUGGAAGCAAGUGAUCAACGUCAACAUCAAGAACGACAACGACAACGACAAGAAGAUUAUGAAAAUGAAUUGCAACGAGCACUUGCCAUAUCAUUAGAAGAAGAAAAUCAACGAGAAAUGUUUCGCGGGUUUCGAUAUCAAAAAUCAAGUAAUAAUCGAGUCAUUGAACAAAUUGUCCAAUCACCAGAUGUUGAUUUGAAUCAUGGACGAUUUGUUGAUGCUAGUGAAGUACCAUCACACCAGGCACCACUUCAACCCCAGGAAGGACUGAGUUUACAGCGUGACUUGCUUAGAGGAUUUAGGUAUAACCAAUCAAGAGCAAGUAGAGCCGCUAUGAAUGGGUUAGUUGAAGCAUCCAUGCCUGCCAAUGCUACUGUGGAUGAAGGUGAGGAUGAACAAGAAGGAGGUGGGAAUGGAGAUGAGUUUAUUGAUGUUGAUGAAGCAAUUCAUAGUUGGAGAUUACACGACCUGCAAGAGAACCAAUCGAGUAAUCAUAGAAGAUUAUCACCGCCUCAUUUUCGAUAUUUACAACUGCAUCAAAGUCAUAGUCACUCCUCUGUUUCAUCGUUUAUGACUGCUUAUUAA